Molecule: messenger RNA, 788 nt
Organism: Pseudo-nitzschia multistriata
Lineage: Eukaryota; Bacillariophyta; Bacillariophyceae; Bacillariales; Bacillariaceae
Source: the annotation of a GenBank genome assembly
AAUGUACGACCCCUCGUACUUUUGGAUUUCGGCGGUUGGAACGGAAGUCAAUCCGAAGGCAGAUUCGAGUCCAACGUAGGAUAACAUUUGAACUAGGAACAAAAUGGCAGUAUCCAUGGCGUUCGCUGGGCUCGGACCGACCGCACCGGUGUUGACGCGCUGCUUGCUGACCAAAAAUUCAAAAAAAGUUGGCUUCUUSACCCAGGCACCGUCUUCCCGCAUYCUCAAGCCGGCUGCAUACCUUCGCAUCUUUUCAAUUUCCCAAUCGAAUCCCUUUUGCCUACUCGGGUCGKUGUCCCAUCGCUCGAGCAAGCUCGCCUCGUAAGUGGAGGUAUCCACGAGUUGGAUCUUGUCUUGACGAUUCGGAAUCCCUCUGCCUUCCACUCGCAAUCGAGUAGGGAUGCCCUCAUUAAAGUGGAAUGGAGUAWWAUCAUCUCCAUCUUGGUGUAAAUCUUCUUCAGUUUCGACCUUCUCUUUUUCUAGACCGGAAACAAAUAGCGAUGAAGAUGUUCUGACUGGCCCCGCGAUCUGAGCUCUUGGCACAAACGCAUCGGUCGACACAGUCAACGAUGCGAAGACCAAGAAAUUAGACAAAGCCACAGAAUUUAUGUUCAUUUUCAGAUUUUGGCCCUGUAUCAACUUUCAGUAAUGCUUUUUCAACAGCAGUAUCGCGAAUCGUCUUGAAACUGGUAAAUGAGAGUAGAUUGUGGCCAGAAGCCCAGGAUUGCACUUUUGUCGCUUGUAAUUUCUUCGAAUACCGYUGUGCUCAAUAGAAGACGGGAGAAGAA